Messenger RNA from Dacryopinax primogenitus, 387 nucleotides. RefSeq lists its product as uncharacterized. Lineage: Eukaryota; Fungi; Basidiomycota; Dacrymycetes; Dacrymycetales; Dacrymycetaceae. The record is from RefSeq and is a predicted model, not a curated record. The coding region runs from base 1 to 387 and encodes 128 amino acids. The transcript is spliced from 2 exons.
AUGCAGACCUGUGAUCUGGAAGAGCACCCCACACAAGAGACAGCAUACUGUGCUGCUGGCAAUUUCCGCUAUCAGCCAAGACCAGCUGAGGAGGAGGACAAGGAGAAGGAGGAGGACAAGGAGCAGGAGGAGGCACAGGACAAGCAGGUGCAACUGCAGGUGCAGUUCCCAGAUGAUGGGGAAAUGCUACUGGUUGGUGCCAGGCUGGCAAAGAAGAAAGAGAAGAGGAAGGAGAAGGGGAGCAAGGGUGCUGCCAAGCCAAAGUACAAAGGCUUGCACUUUGGCAGGCGCAGGAUGCACAAUGAACAGCUUGUGGUCCAUCCAUGCAGCAUUGUACUUGCUUGGGCAACCUUCUAUGGUUCAGAGGGCAUGUCCUCAGUCUGUUAG